This is a messenger RNA of Rangifer tarandus platyrhynchus (Svalbard reindeer), 2418 nucleotides long. The record is from the annotation of a GenBank genome assembly. Lineage: Eukaryota; Metazoa; Chordata; Mammalia; Artiodactyla; Cervidae.
AUGGCGAGCCCCACUCUGAGCCCCGACUCCUCAUCCCAGGAGGCCCUGUCAGCCCCCACCUGCUCUCCCACCUCCGACUCCGAGAACCUCAGCCCCGAUGAGCUGGAGCUGCUGGCCAAGCUUGAAGAGCAGAACCGGCUACUGGAGGCCGACUCCAAGUCCAUGCGCUCCAUGAAUGGCUCCCGGCGGAACAGUGGCUCCUCACUGGUGUCCAGCUCCUCAGCCUCCUCCAACCUGAGCCACCUGGAGGAGGACACGUGGAUUCUGUGGGGCCGGAUUGCCAACGAGUGGGAGGAGUGGAGACGCCGGAAGGAGAAGCUGCUGAAGGAGCUGAUCCGCAAGGGCAUCCCACAUCACUUCCGGGCCAUCGUCUGGCAGCUCCUGUGCAGUGCCACAGACAUGCCAGUCAAGAACCAGUACUCAGAGCUGCUCAAGAUGUCGUCUCCCUGCGAGAAGCUCAUCCGCAGGGACAUCGCCCGCACUUACCCAGAGCAUGAGUUCUUCAAGGGCCAGGACAGCCUAGGCCAGGAGGUCCUCUUCAACGUCAUGAAGGCCUACUCGCUGGUGGACCGGGAGGUGGGCUACUGCCAGGGCAGCGCCUUCAUCGUGGGCCUGCUGCUCAUGCAGAUGCCUGAGGAGGAGGCCUUCUGUGUGUUCGUGCGGCUGAUGCAGGAGUACCGCCUGCGGGAGCUCUUCAAGCCCAGCAUGGCCGAGCUGGGGCUCUGCAUCUACCAGUUUGAAUACAUGUUACAGGAGCAGCUCCCGGACCUGAACACCCACUUCCGCUCCCAGAGCUUCCACACGUCCAUGUAUGCCUCGUCCUGGUUCCUCACGCUCUUCCUCACCACCUUCCCACUGCCUGUCGCCACCCGUGUCUUUGACAUCUUCAUGUAUGAGGGCCUGGAGAUCGUCUUCCGGGUGGGCCUCGCCCUGCUGCAGGUGAACCAGAUGGAGCUGAUGCAGCUGGACAUGGAGGGGAUGUCCCAGUACUUCCAGAGGGUGAUCCCCCAUCAGUUCGACAGCUGUCCAGAUAAGCUGAUCCUCAAGGCUUACCAGGUCAAGUACAACCCCAAGAAGAUGAAGAGGCUGGAGAAGGAGUACGCAGCCAUGAAGAGCAAGGAGAUGGAGGAGCAGAUUGAGAUCAAGAGGCUUCGGACGGAGAACCGGCUCCUGAAGCAGCGGAUUGAGACCUUGGAGAAGGAGAGCGCUGCUCUGGCUGAUAGGUUAAUACAGGGGCAGGUGACGCGCGCACAGGAGGCAGAGGAGAACUAUGUCAUCAAGCGGGAACUGGCUGUGGUGCGGCAGCAGUGCAGCUCGGCGGCCGAAGACCUGCAGAAGGCGCAGAGCACCAUCCGGCAGCUGCAGGAGCAGCAGGAUAACCCGCGCCUCACCGAGGACUUUGUGGCCCAUCUGGAGACGGAGCUGGAGCAGUCACGGCUUCGGGAGACUGAGACCCUGGGGGCCCUUCGGGAGAUGCAGGACAAGGUUCUGGACAUGGAGAAGAGGAACAGCUCGCUGCCCGACGAGAACAACGUGGCUCGGCUUCAGGAGGAGCUGAAGGCGCUCAAGGUUCGGGAGGGUGAGGCCGUGGCCUCAGCGCGGGAGCUGAAGCUGCAGCUGCAGGAGCUCUCGGACACCUGGCAGGCCCACCUAUCCCGCGGUGGCCGCUGGAAGGAGUCCCCGCGGAAGCUGGUCCUGGGCGAGCUGCAGGACGAGCUGAUGAGCGUGCGGCUGCGCGAGGCCCAGGCGCUGGCCGAGGGUCGAGAGCUGCGGCAGCGCGUGGUGGAGCUCGAGACGCAGGACCACAUCCACCGCAACCUGCUGAACCGUGUGGAGGCUGAGCGCGCGGCGCUGCAGGAGAAGCUGCAGUACCUGGCGGCGCAGAACAAGGGGCUGCAGACGCAGCUCAGCGAGAGCCGCCGCAAGCAGGCGGAGGCCGAGUGCAAGAGCAAGGAGGAGGUGAUGGCCGUGCGCCUGCGGGAGGCGGACAGCAUGGCGGCGGUGGCCGAGAUGCGGCAGCGCAUCGCGGAGCUGGAGAUCCAGAGAGAGGAGGGCCGCAUCCAGGGCCAGCUGAACCACUCGGACUCGUCGCAGUACAUCCGCGAGCUCAAGGACCAGAUCGAGGAGCUGAAGGCCGAGGUGCGGCGGCUGAAGGGCCCGCCGCCCUUUGAGGACCCGCUGGCCUUCGACGGGCUGGGCCUGGCUCGGCACCUGGACGAGGACUCGCUGCCAUCGUCCGAUGAGGAGCUGCUCGGUGUGGGCGUGGGCGCCGCGCUGCAGGACGCGCUCUACCCGCUGUCGCCGCGCGACGCACGCUUCUUCCGCCGGCUGGAGCGACCGGCCAAGGACAGUGAGGGCAGCUCCGACAGCGACGCCGACGAGCUGGCCGCGCCCUACAGCCAGGGCCUGGACAACUGA